Molecule: messenger RNA, 1577 nt
Organism: Ornithodoros turicata
Lineage: Eukaryota; Metazoa; Arthropoda; Arachnida; Ixodida; Argasidae
Product: E3 ubiquitin-protein ligase lubel-like
Exons: 12
Coding region: 174-1463 (429 amino acids)
Biological process (GO): protein linear polyubiquitination
Cellular component (GO): LUBAC complex
Molecular function (GO): K63-linked polyubiquitin modification-dependent protein binding; ubiquitin protein ligase activity; K48-linked polyubiquitin modification-dependent protein binding
Source: RefSeq, a predicted model, not a curated record
GUUUUGUUUUGACUCGAACUCGAAUGGCGUGACGGCGCGACCGCCAGUGGUUACACAUGUUUGCGCAAUCGUGCUGAUUGUAUCGUGUCCGUACUUUGGAACUUCCUCCCAGCUUCUACGUUUUGCCUGAAGGGAGUUGUCAGUGGCGCUUGCAAGCCACAUUGGCCGCAGUCAUGGAUGCACUAGAAUGUUCUACGACAGCAUACAGGAAGACAGCACAUGAUAUCAUUGUGACAUCGAAGGAAUUGGUGGACAGUGGAGAAUGUCCAGAUAUGGGCAUAGCUACCUUGGCUUCACUUCUUUGUAAAAUGGGAUUCACCGAUGACUAUGCUGUGUCUGCUGCCAGAAACAGAUGCUCAAUUGAAGGGGCAUUGCGUUAUCUGAAGACUGCAACAUUUGUAAAGUGUGAGAUUUGCACGAGAGAUGUAGAACCCCAUAUGAUGUUGCAUUUAAUUCCAUGUGACCAUGGACUGUGCGAACAUUGCUGUAACAGAUACUUCACCACAAAAAUACGGAAUGAGCCGGUGCUUCACCUGACCUGCUACAAGUGCUCUGUUGAAAUUAACAUUCAGAUGAUGUUUCAAAAGCUUAAACGCAUCCUAAAUCCUUCUGAUCACAACUUGUUGGAGAAGAAACUGUUGGAUUUCUAUCUGCAAGAUGUCGGCAAAUACUGCCCCAAAUGUCAUAUAGGUUUCGAGCAUGACCCAACGCUGCAGCGACCUAUGUGCCCAUCAUGUAAUGCAACCAUUUGUGGAAAGUGUUGGCUUCUGUGGGAAGAUCAGCAUAAAAAUAUUUCUUGUGACGAUUUCAAGAGGUGGAAACAAGAGAAUGCGCCCGAAUUUCAAGAAACCCAUCUAGAACACAUUCUGAGUACAGAAGGCGUCAUUUGUCCGAAAUGCCACCACCGCUAUAGCUUGGCCAGGGGAGGAUGCUUGCAUUUCAUUUGCAUUAAAUGCAAGCAUGAGUUCUGCAUGUGUUGCAGGUCACAGUUUCAUAAAGGCAAGGACUGCAAGGUUGCACCUGAUUGCGUCAACAAGGGUCUUCACGCUCACCACCCAAGGAACUGUUUCUACAAUGUCCGAGAUUACCCUGAAGAUCAGCUGAUCAAGCUUGUCAAGGAAACUGGUCAUGAAGUGGAUGAGACUCCAGCAGAGGCAAAUAGUCAGUGCACAAUCAAAACGACAGAUGAUUCUAUGAGAGAGAUUCCAUGCAAUGGAGAUGUGCACAAGGCAGAUAAGUGCAAAAAGCAUUUCAUGGAAUACUUGGGAGAGAUAAUCAGCAACAAUAACAUUGAUACUGUCCCGCUCAUGAGUGUGAACCAACUUACGUCUGAGUUAGCCAAGAAUGGCAAACAGAUACCUGAGAAACACCCAAGUGAAGAUGAUGACACAUACCUUGAUAGACUGAGAGAGAUUGUAAUGGAGAGCCUCCCAAUCAGGCAGGGAGCUGAGGAGCAUGAGUAAUUGGUGCCUUUCAUGUCACUUCCACUCCACACUAAAAACGAAGUCAAAUAAGUGACCCUUUUGUACCUACCAAUUGCUUUGAAAUAAAAUGUAAUCACUUGAUAUUGAACAGUA